CUCUACUGCUACACGCGCUCUCUGGUGUUCAACACAACAUACAUUGAUUCGCACAACUACACUGUGCCACAGUGCGCCGCAGUCGUUGCGUCAGAGGACACGUAACGGGACUGGCUGAAUCUGACCGACCAGAGGGGGGCGGGGGGACGACAAACAGCUUUCUUUUUCUUUUUUUGGCUAGAGGAGGCAGGAGGGCCACCGUUCCGCAGCACCGGCUAUUCCUGCACAGCUAAGUAGAUUUUUGAGCAGCAGUGACACAGAAGACCAAUUACAAACAUGGUGUUCAGAGGUACAAUAUCUGACGCUCCGGACUUUGAUCCCAGCGUUGAUGCUGAGACUCUUUACAAUGCUAUGAAAGGCAUUGGCAGCGACAAAGAGACAAUCCUGGACCUGAUCACCUCUCGGAGUAAUGCACAGAGGCAAGAGGUCAUUGCAGCGUACAAAUGCAGCUUUGGGCAGGACCUGAUUGAAGAUCUGAAAUACGAGCUCACAGGAAAGUUUGAACGUCUCAUCGUGAGUCUGAUGAGGAGCCCUCCCUACCACGACGCCAAGGAAAUCCACGACGCAAUCAAAGGAGACGGGACAAACGAGAGAUGUCUGAUAGAAAUCCUGGCAUCCAGAAACAACCAGCAGAUACAGGACAUGGUUGCCGCCUACAAGGAUGCCUAUGGCAGGGACAUGGAGGAGGAUAUCAUUGCAGACACAUCAGGGCACUUUAAGAAGAUGCUGGUCGUUCUGCUCCAGGGGACCAGGGACGAAUCAGGGGUGGUGGACGCAGACCUGGUGCAGCAGGACGCACAAGACCUGUAUGCUGCGGGAGAGGAGAAGUGGGGGACGGACGAGGCAACGUUCAUCAUGAUCCUGGGAAACCGCAGUGUGACCCACCUGCGCAUGGUUUUUGAUGAAUAUGAGAAGAUUGCAGAGAUUUCCAUUGAGGAAAGCAUUAAGAACGAGCUGUCUGGAGACUUUGAAAGGCUCAUGCUGGCUGUCGUCCAGUGCAUAAGGAACGUUCCCAUGUUCUUUGCCAAACGUCUCUACAAGUCGAUGAAGGGCCUUGGCACCGCUGAUAACACUCUCAUCCGCAUCAUGAUUUCCCGCUCUGAAAUUGACAUGCUGGACAUCCGAGAGUGUUUCCGCCUCCGAUACGAGAAGUCACUUUAUAACAUGAUAAAGGACGAUACGUCGGGCGAUUACAAGAGGACUCUCCUUAACCUGUGUGGAGGGGACGAUGACCUAGCUGGCGAGUUCUUCCCCGAAGCCGCUCAGAUAGCCUACAAGAUGUGGGAGUUAAGUGCCAUGACCAAAGUGCAGCCGAGGCCCACAGUCCAUCCUGCGCCUGAUUUCGACCCUGCAGCCGAUGCACAAGCUCUGCGGAAAGCUAUGAAGGGUUUCGGAACAGAUGAGGAUGCGAUCAUUGACAUUGUAGCGCGAAGGAGCAACGCCCAGAGGCAGGAAAUCAGACAGGCCUUCAAAUCCCUGCUGGGAAGGAACCUGAUGAAGGACCUGAAGUCUGAACUGUCAAAGAACAUGGAGAGGCUGAUCAUUGGGCUCAUGUUGACCCCAGCAGAGUUUGAUGCCAAAAUGAUGAAAAAGGCGAUCGAGGGAGCAGGGACAGAUGAGCAUGCUCUGAUCGAGAUCCUGGUCACCAGGAGCAACGAGGAAAUACAAGCCAUGAGUGCUGCCUACAUGGAUGCCUACAAGAAAUCUUUGGAGGACGCCAUUCGUUCAGACACGUCAGGCCACUUCUGUCGGAUCCUUGUUUCUCUGGUGCAGGGUGCAAGAGAAGAAGGGCCUGCAGACGUGGAACGAGCCUGUGCAGAUGCUCAGGAACUUGCAGAUGCAUGCAAUGCAGAAUCUGAUGACAUGGAGAUGAAGUUCAUGAGCAUCCUGUGCACCAGGAGCUUCCCACACCUCAGGAGAGUGUUCCAGGAGUUUGUCAAAUGCACCAACAAGGACAUCGAGCAGAUCAUCAAGAAGGAAAUGUCUGGCGAUGUGAAAAAUGCCUAUUAUGCGUUAGUUCGCAGUGUGAAGAACCAGCCGUCGUACUUUGCAGACCGCUUGUAUAAAGCCAUGAAGGGCCUCGGUACAGACGACAGAGCUCUGAUCCGCAUCAUGGUGUCCCGUAGCGAGGUGGACCUAUUCAAUAUCCGCAAAGAGUUUAAAGAAACGCACGACGUCUCCCUCCAUGAAUUCAUCCAGGUAGAGACAAUGAUCGGCGACACCUCAGGAGACUACCGUAAAACCCUGCUGAUCCUCUGCGGAGGGGAAGAUUAAAGCCGUCACGUCUCCGCAGCUUCGUCUCACCUGCUUUAGUGACCUUUAAAGCAGCCAAAACAGAUGUGGUUAACGUCAGUAUCUGUUCCUUUAUGGCUGCCACUCCUCAACCAAACCAAGUGUCCUACUGAACAAUGACAUCUAAGCCUUCCAAGCCAGUGUUUUUUUUUUUCUUCUUUUUUUUUUUUUUUUUUCAAGCCUUAGUGACCCCACCUGGGAGGGUGCUGUUUGUCUUUUUUACAGAUGUAACAUUAAGUUGCUCACUUCGGUGUGGAUAAAAGCUUCAGAUGAAGAAUAAAGAGUGGUAUGUGCGCAAGCCUUCAGAUUAUUGUCCGUCCAAUCAGUGCCGUGAUUUUAAAUAUACCCCAAUAAAACACAUGUCAC
Messenger RNA from Fundulus heteroclitus (mummichog), 2658 nucleotides. RefSeq names its product annexin A6 (gene anxa6). Bases 277 to 2274 code for a protein of 665 amino acids. NCBI's taxonomy places the organism in Eukaryota, Metazoa, Chordata, Actinopteri, Cyprinodontiformes, Fundulidae. The record is from RefSeq and is a predicted model, not a curated record. Gene Ontology annotation, molecular function: actin filament binding; chondroitin sulfate binding; phosphatidylserine binding. Gene Ontology annotation, biological process: neural crest cell migration; mitochondrial calcium ion homeostasis; regulation of muscle contraction. The transcript is spliced from 25 exons. Gene Ontology annotation, cellular component: cytoplasm; focal adhesion.